Messenger RNA from Mizuhopecten yessoensis (Yesso scallop), 10013 nucleotides. RefSeq lists its product as uncharacterized. The record is from RefSeq and is a predicted model, not a curated record. The coding region runs from base 286 to 8505 and encodes 2739 amino acids. The transcript is spliced from 17 exons. Gene Ontology annotation, molecular function: ubiquitin binding. NCBI's taxonomy places the organism in Eukaryota, Metazoa, Mollusca, Bivalvia, Pectinida, Pectinidae.
UUGAAAUAUAUCCUUUAUCUUGGACGUACUUUUCAUACUUUUGGUAAACUACAACGAAAAAUAUAAUAUUUACAAUAUCCAAUGAAAUUGUCGGUUCCAGAAAGUUGCGGGAACCUUGGGAUGCGUAGUAUGACGUGCGCAAAGUCUAGAACGUAAACACAAGUCAUGUGUCCAGGCCGAUAUAUAGAUCUGAGGUUCAAUAUAGAUUCUUAAUUGUGUAACCUGAUUCAAAUUAUUUUAAAUGUACGUUUUUUUUAAUACACGAACUUUCAUUUGUUCAUCAUCAUGCCUAAAAAUAAGAGACAAAGUCCUACAAAACAUGUUCAUCAAAAGGAAAGUAAGAGCUCCGGAAAGGAUACAAUUUUCCAGUCUGUCCAGGAGAUGUUUGAGGGACGGUUUGAAGCAGAGAUAAUCCAUAUGGUGCUAGAGGAAUGUAACUGGAAUGUUGAAGAAGCAGUGGACAACCUAUUUGCGAUGUGUGAAACUGGGAUGCAGCCAGACCCUGAAAGUAAAAACCGACUUGCACAGAUUGCACAUGACGUACUGUGUAGUGAUGCGUCCAGUGACUCGAUGUCAGUCAGUAGUCAUUCAAGCAUGGCAUCGUCGGAGGAGACUAGCAGUUCUCGUAGUGGGAUGGCCAAAUCAUCCACCAACAGUUCUAGGGAGAACAUUCUUAAUAGUACAGAAAUAGAAGGAGCCAUUGGUUUUGAUCCAAGCAUGAUUGAAGUUGAAAGCUUAGAUAAAAGUAUGCCAGAUGAAGAUAAAAACAUGGAAGUUCUCCAACAGUAUUGUACUGAUGCAGAGGCCUGGGUGUCAUCCAUGGAUAAAUUGGGUAUGACUGUGAGAGAAAAGGGUUACAAGAACAUGAGCCAUACAACAGGUGAUGUUCUACCAUUACAGACAACAGGAGCUAAUCUUGUCACUCCUCAAAUACAGGAGGCUGAUGUAUCCAGCCCUCAGCUUGUUAUGCAGGAAUGUAUACCUGAUGUAGACUAUUCAAAAUAUCAACACAAUUCUUCUGUGAAUGUUAAUUCUAAGUUAUAUGCAGAUUUAGAUUAUCCUUGUGAAGACCUAAGUGCUAGCAGACUAAGGCAUUCUGAUAGUGCAGUAGUUGACAUGGUAGAAUGUUUACCUGGUGAGAAUAGGACCACCUGUGAAUUGAACAAGGAAAAUUUCCUUAACAGUCAUAGCGGGUCUGGUAAGCUGACACACGACAGUGGCAACUGUCCAAAGGAUACACUUCCCAGGAUCAGUGAUCAUAGCACUCCAGUUUCUUCAACUGACAUAAUACAGGGAAAUCAAGUCACAGCCACCGAAAUGGAACAGAAAGAUGUUCUUGUGUUUUCUGCAGCCACUUCAAACACACUGUGUAUGCCAUUUAAUUUUGCAGACCAGAAUCUUUUUUCUCCCGAAAAAAGGGAAUAUGCUGGUAGUGGAAAUUUAGGUGUUUUUGGGAAAAGUGCACCAAGCUUGUGUAAUGAUGACAGUGCUGUGAUGGAACCUGACUCCCCAUUGUCACCAGUUUCAGUUUUUGAAAAUUUAGGAAAGUUAGCAGGGGAGAUAGCUCAUAUGGAAUUGCAUUCACAGUUAGAAACUCAUACAAAUUCAGACAUUUUCAAUAGUGAUGACUAUGGUAAGGAUUUCUUUACAGGUUUAAAAUCGAAUUUGCAAAAUUCUGAUGCAUUGGCAAAUAUGAAUGUUAAUACUGAUGUACAUAAUGAUAAUAAAUUAUGUUUUAAAGAUUUAAUGAAAUUGGAAAAUGAAAGUGGUUCCAUUGAUGGUGGAAAUACUGAAUCUUUUGAUAGCAAGAAUAAACUUGACUUACAGACAUUUGGUCAAGAGUUCUGCAGUACAGGGAGUAGGACCUCCUCCAAUGAACCUGCAAAUUGUUCGAGUAACAAAGAGCUUGAUCAAUAUGCAGAUAAACCAACUAUGAAAGAAACUUCAAAUUGUGAAUAUAAUGCUACAUAUAAUCUGAAACCAGCUUUGGAGAAAGAUAUGGAUGAUGUUUCUCCGGACCAGAUUUAUGAUUCAGAUGUUAAUAUUUCCGGCUCAAGUUCUGACAGCUUGAAUGAGAGCUUAACUCGGGCUUUAAACGAUAGCAUUAACCUUACAGAAUUGUCAGUAAUUGAUGACGAUUAUGUUGUAAGAAGCCAGAGCUGUAUGAGUAGUCAGUCGGAGGAGGAGGUGGGGGAGGAGCUAACAACAGCUCUGAACAAAUCUGUGGACGAAACAAGUCCUGGUGAAAAAAGUGACGUUGAAACUAAUCAAGCUACAUUAACUAAAACACCAAAAAUGGUUCUUAGGCUCCAUGACUCGGACAGUGAUGAGAAAUUAAGUGAAUUUUGUGAACAAAGCAAAAAGGAUAUGCAAGCGGACAGUAUGCCUGUUGGUGGAGGAGACUCCCAAACCAGCACAAGACCUGAAGGUAUUGAGGUACCUGAUUUAGCUUCUAAUUUAUCUGUUAAUGCUUGUGAAUUUGUUCCGAAUGUUCGAAAAGAAGCCUCAUCUUCAUCUUCAUUCAAUAUGAACAUGAACAGUGACCCCUGCAAACCAGCACCAACAUUUUUGACGCCGAAAUAUGUGUCUCCGACAAAAACCAACUUUAGGACCACAUCCUCUAGUGACUGUAAUUUGCGUUUCCCAUUCUCAUCUGUAACACAGCAGACACCACUUGCAACCUCUCUUCUUGGUACAGCUUGGGUCACACCUAUUAGACAGCACAGCUCACCAGCUACAGGAAAUGACCAGAUUCCGUACAGUAAAGUAGAACAUCCUCCCCCUAAGAUCCCUCAGUACCCCCCGCCACAUUGGCUACCCGCUACUCCUGUGGCCAAGUUUGGGGACCCAGUGAACGUGGUAACCAAGAAAAAGGGUCCCCCCACAAAGCUCACAGACAUAGAGGAGGUGGAGGCCAAGAUAAAAGCUGGACACAAAUGUUUUGUGAUGCUCCGAGGUCUACCAGGAAGUGGAAAAUCUACAUUAGCCAGGAAGCUACAACACACAACUUCUAAACCAGGAGUUGUGCUGUCCUCAGAUGACUACUUUAUACAGAAUGGUAUCUACAGAUUUGAGCCCCAUCUGCUGUCUGAAGCUCACGAAUGGAACAGACUCAGAACUAUACAAAACCUACAUAAUGGCUGUACACCUGUAGUUGUGGACAAUACUAACACGCAGGUGUGGGAGAUGAAGCCCUACAUAAAACAGGCACAAAAGUUUGGUUACGACAUCAGCUUCCUUGAACCAGACACUCAAUGGAAGUUUCAACCGAAAGAGCUUGCCAGGAGAAACACUCAUGGCGUUCCCCUCAGUAAGAUCCGAAUGAUGCUGGAGCGCUAUGAGAAGGGUUUAACAGUGGAACAAGUUCUUGGUAAACCUCAAACACCAAAUGGUCAACACAAGAACGACCAGAAGACUCUCCCUCGUCAUGCCAAGGAUAAAACAGUACACACACAGAGAACAUAUGUGAAAGCCCAGCCCGGGGGGAUACAAGCUCACACAGGAAGCUCAGACAUGAAAGCCCAGCCCGUAUGGAGACAAGCUCACACCUCUUUGGUACAACAAUAUGCCAAUAAUCUUGGACAAGCCCAGAAACAGCAUGCUCGGCAACCAAGUGUGUCCACCAAUGCACUAAACACACCCACAAAGAGGGAUGAAACUGUUACAGAAGAGAGUUGUAGUGAGAAUCAUCAAGUCCCUACACUGUCUGUUGUGCCCUCUCCUGUGUCUGGUGUGGUAGUUUGUAGUCAAACACAACAAUCCACCACGCCGACUCCACUUACCAGUGGUAAUGUGAACAAUAGUAACAUUUCUAAGGAAAAUUGGCAAAUGUGGAAAAAGUUAGGUCUCUCUGAUUUAGUCAAACAGUUCAGCAAAAAAACGGAACAGGUCAGUUCAAUUGCAGAAGAGACCAGUAUGGACCUGAGUAGGUGUCUCCCUAUGGACAACCAGAUGGGAGAGAAUCAAUCUCCUUGUGAAAAUACAGAGCAACAGAGAGAAUUCCUUACAACCGUUUCUGAAACAGAUAAGGUAGUCAACUCUCCCAGGGAGGACGAAACACAGGAAACUGUUCCUGUUGCAUCAAAAACUGAGGAUGCUAAGAAGUCCAGGUCACCAGGAUCACAUAAAGGCUGUGUGGAUGGAAACACAAAGGACAUGUCGCCCAGAAGCCAGAGUAGUCAUUUAAGGGACAGCAGUCCUUCCUCUGACAGUACAUUUCACACAUGCUCCGAGAUGUUGACAGACCAGGAGGGAAGCAGUUCGUCAUUGCAGGAAGAUCAAGCUGUCAACUCCCAGGAUACAUCAUUAGACCUGUCAAACACAUCAUCAAGGAACGACGAUGAGGGGUCAGACUGUGUCACAGAUUCUCACAACACUGGAGUGGUAGAUCAGGGGUCACACUGUGUCACAGAUUCUCACAACACUGGAGUGGUCGAUCAGGGGUCAGACUGUGUCACAGAUUCUCACAACACUGGAGUGGUAGAUCAGAGCCCUGUUGACAAAGCUUCAGAACCAGAGUACAAACAGGAUACUGAACUGACAUCAAACAACAAACCUGAUUCUCCUGAAUCCAAUGCCCCUGAAAGUGAUUUUGAUUCUCAAAAGACACCUGAAGAUGAUUGUGAUACUCAGAAAAUAUUGGAAAAUAAUUGUCAUACUCAAAAGUCAUACGUUGAAGAUCCUGAUGUUUCGGAAAAUAAUACUCAUAUAGCACUAAAAAUUGGUCCUGAUACCCACCAGACAUCUGCAGAUGACCUUGACACACAUCAGAAAUCUGCAGAUGACCUUGACACACAUCAGACAUCUGCAGAUGACCUUGACACUAAUCAGACAUCUGCAGAUGACCUUUACACACAUCAGACAUCUGCAGAUGACCUUGACACCAAUCAGAGAUCUGCAGAUGACCUUGACACCAACCAGAAAUCUGCAAAUGACCUUGACACCAACCAGACAUCUGCAGAUGACCUUGACACACAUCAGACAUCUGCAGAUGACCUUGACACCAACCAGAAAUCUGCAAAUGACCUUGACACCAACAAGACAACUGCAGAUGACAAACAUCAGACAUCAGAGUCUUUGCCAGUAACCGUCGCUGAAGCAUUAGACAAGACACAAGAUAUGCUGUUAGCAGAAUACUCUAGUCAGUGUGAUGCAGAACUACCAGAUUUGGGAGCUAGUAGAGAAAUGUUGACAGAUGAUAUUACACAAGCAGAAAACAUCCCCCUCGACUGUACAAGUGUAAUACAGUCUCAAGGUGUCAAACCAUGUUCUACCACACCAGAAGAACAAAAUGUAAGCAAAUUAGAGGAUGACAGGUCUGUUAAAGUGGAGGAAGCCAGUGACGAUGUGAAUGGGAGCAGCAAAGACAUUGCAGUCUUUGUCCAACAAACUGUGAAAUAUUCUCUAGAUGAUAUUCCCAAGAACGUUAAAGACACAGUGGAUGAACUUAUUAGAGAAAAUGUAGGGAGUGAAUUAAAUUACUCUGUAGAUUACAGUGUUACAGCCAAUGAACUUAAGGCCAUUCUCCUCUUCACCGACCUGAAUGAUGAGGAGAAGAUGAUAGCUGAACAGUACAUCAGCCAAAGGUUGUGUAGCAAAACAUCAGAACUUUGUGCUCUGACUUCAGCACAAAAACAGUCAGACGAUGGGAUAUCUCAACCACCAGCAUUUGUCCAGGACGAAUUGAGUGAACAAAUUCAGGUUUAUGAUGAUUUCAAUAGAGCACAGAAUUUGGAGUGGGAAGAACCCAAACCAGUUAGGAAACAGAGGUUUACCAAACGUCCAAAGCUGAAGUGUAAGCAAGGUUUAUCUGAAGUGAAAACAGACAUUGAUAAAUCCACAAAAGAAUCAUGUAAAGUUUCUGUGGAAGUUGAACUUGAAAAUCAAAAAGUUUUAAAAACUGCAAGUACAAUGGGGCAAGAAGACAUAAAUAUACGUACACAUCCUCAGCAGCAGAGGGAGAAACGUACACGUAAUUACAGAACACAUGCUAGUAGUCCACCAGUUGAUGACAAAGAUCAGGGAAUAUCUACAGAGAAGUCCAGGGCAGAACCUUUGGUUACAUCAGUAGCUGCUCAGGCCCUAUGUAAGGAAGUGGAAGAUGGUGACGGUCAAUCCUCUCAGUCGCAGUCAAAUUCAUCGCAAGAAUCCUCACCAACAAAACCAGCUAAGAAGAAGUCAAAUCGCAGGAAACUUGACCCAUAUAAACAGGGACCAUUCUUGGAGCCUGAGGUUAAAAACAAAGUGAUUGGUGCAGACUGGAGUUUCCCUGUACUGCCAGAAACUGCAUUCAAAGAAGAGGUCCCAAAGAAGAAGAGAGUGCAGUGUUUGUUGGAACAUGAGACCCACAUUACAGCAGGAGAUCUUAAGGUGCUGAAUGCUGUUAACAGAGGGGAGGACCCAGCACAUCUAAUGGGAGGUAGAGCACGCUACAAAAUCUUAGCCAGUCACAACAAGGACAUUCAUAGGGAAGUAACCGACUCUGACUUGUCGUCGGAGGCCAGCAGUAUGAUGGACAAAUCUGUUGUGCCACAGCACUGUGUUGACCGGGGCACCAUGACUGAGGAGAAUAUUGAAGUAGACAUAGAAUUCCUACAAAGUAGUUUCCCGGCCAUCCCCGUAGACGAGCUGUCCGAUGUUCUACAUCAGUGUGGAAACAACCUCCAAUGGGCUAUUGACUUACUCUUAGACUGGAAAUACAACCUUCCUCUCAGCUCUGAUGACAAAGACAAGUUUAUUAGCAGAAUGUGUCAGCUCCAAAAAUCACCUACUCUGCCAAAGUUUUCAUUUUCUGCACGACCAAAUUCGAUCUCACGGUCACCCUCAUCCUUACUAGACAUGUGUGUGGGGUGUGUAGAGUCCCAGCACAUCGCUCCCAGACAGGACAUUGAGCACCAGAUCAUCAUGAGCAGUCAACAGCGGCUCAAUUCCAUAGAGGAAAAAAUCAGAUUGAAGCAAACGUAUUCACGAACAUUAAGUCAGAGUAUUUCUCGUGAUGAGGAAUUCAACGAGACAAUUUUAAAGCAGUUGACAUCCAUGACAGAACAAGCCGUGGCAGAUGGCACCAGUGAUGCCGACGAUGACAAAGGUGUGCCACAGAAUCAGUUGGACACUUCCUAUGUGGAGUCGUGGACAGUUAAUCAAGCAAAUGACUUCACAAGGGGGCCAAGCGUGGACAGUUCCAUCAGCGGACACAGGUCUGAUGAAGAGGCACUGGACUAUCAAACAUUGCAGAGCUCGGCAUCUGUCAUGUCUCUCCAACUUACAAGAGAGAAGAUUCAAGCUCUAGAAAGCCAGUUUGGAAAAGUCCCACAUUUAACAGGUGUAACAGGAGAUGUAGUUGUCUCCCUUGACUAUAGAACAGCUCAAGCUUUACACCAAUGUUUGAUGCUGACUGCCCGACAGCAGACUAUGGACCGGCAGAAACAGCUGAGAGAAGAUGAGGCCUUUGCCCGUCGACUCCAGGAUGAAGAGAUACUUACAACAACAAGUCAGCCCCCACCAACAUUCCAACGGCCUCCUGUGAGUCGUUCUCUGCCCCUGGGUGGGGCCCCUCAGCACAGGCCACACCCUACAGAGCAGGGGGUCACCUCCCUCAAAGACAUCAUGGUGGAGGAGAUGGAGCGGGAGAGGAAAAAGGAAGAAGAGGACUCAGAUGAUGAGGACGACACAUCAGAUGAGCAAAAGCUGUUGGAGGCCAGUGGCAACCACAAUGUGUUAGCCAACCGUCUGAAGAGGAAAAAAUUAUAUGAGCAAUUCCCAGGUAUAGACGAGUCUCUUCUGGACGAUAUCUACAGGGAUAACAGCUACAACCUGGACAACACCAUCUUAGCCAUACGUGGCUUCUUGACUCAUGACACAGCUCCUCCCAAAACUGUAAGAACUGCAGAGGCCAGUUUAGCAUAUGAAGAAAAACUUUUUGCAGCCGCAAAACAGCAGAGUCUCCAAGAAAUGAUGGACUCGUACCUGUACAGUCCUGAGAAAACCAAGGCUUAUCAAGAACAUGAAGACCCAGACUAUGAUGACUUCCGAGCUGAAGCUAAUAUUCACCAUCGCCUCAGACAUGAAUGUUUCCUGAAGGCACAGGAGGCGUACAGACGAGGCAUGAGAGAUGUUGCCUCCUUUUACUCGAGACAGGGUCAUGGCCACUCACAGAAAAUCAAAGAGGCGAACCAAAGGGCAGCAGAGAAAAUACUCCAAAGCAGAAAUAUACUGAAGGAGAGAUCUGCUGUAGAUCUACAUGGGCUACAUGUGGACGAAGCCAUUGAAGCCUUGGAAAGGAUAAUCCCAGAGAGGGAGGAAGAUUUAAUGGCCUAUCCUGACAAGAGGAAGCAACAUCUAGUCAUCAUCACCGGUAGGGGGAGCCACAGUAAAGGGGGCAUCGCUAGGAUACGUCCAGCUGUCCUCAGGUUCCUCGUCACCAAUGGAUACAAAUUCAGCGAAAUUUACAAAGGAUGCUUCAAAGUCCUUCUAAAAUAUAGAUCCCACACAGGAUAUGAUCUAUAGAAUCCUUCAAAAUGGUGUUGACAGAUUCAAGGGGAAUACUAGCCUUUCUAUUGUUCUGAGGAUUCAGGAGAAAUAUUAUGUAGCCUUUUAAUUCCAUGGCAGCUGUUGCUCCAGUUUUCAGAUGAACACUUGCACCUUGCUGUAUGGUUGACAUGGACUGUGGGCCUCAUCUUUGUACAAAUGUAUGGUGCCUGCUGAAAAGUUCCGAAAGGCAAACGAUGAUGAGUUGAAUACAGGGUUACAACACACCAGCGUUAAUCAAAGUUCUGUUAUGUUAUUAUAAGGGUGCUAUAUUGAAAGAGUAGUGCUGUUUUAUAAGGAUGUAUACGUGUUCCCACCGAAAAAAAAUGAUUUAAAAUUGCAGCUAUCCCCGACAAGUUAACUCGGUGAUUGUAAUCAUUCUUUUAUUGUAUUUUUAUUAUUCAGCUUGUUUAUAAAUACUUCAGCCCAGAGAAGUGGAAAGAGCUUAUGUUGAAUCUAUAUUAGUUGUCUGAUCAUGUCCUGGUUUUAACAAUUACCUUUAAAAUCAUGAUUUUUUUAAAUGCUCAUUAAAACAUUUUUUACAGAUAAAUAAGUUGAUACUAGUUUUAUAUUUGCAUAACAAUCUCUUGACAUAAUUACUUGUAUUUGUGAAUUUUAAUUAUUGUACAGUUAUGUUGUAAAGCCAUUAGUUUAGAUACAUUGAACACUUUUGACAUAAAUAUUAUUUUCAUUCAUUAUUUUCCAUGUUUGGGAUUUGAAGAAUUUUGUUUUAUUGACAAGGAUGUUCAUGCUAAAAUAUAUACUGUGUAUAUUCUUGAUACUCUAUUGCAUUUUGAAUGUUUCAGAAAUAAUAUUUAGUCCAUCUGAAUUCAACAUGAAGUCCUUUAUUGAAAGUGUUUUUAAGAAUGUGAUGGAUUUCUAUCAAUAAAGUCCAAACAGAUUUAUCCCACAAUGAUUACAAUAAAUCCAUGACUGAAGCUCAGUUGUUGAUAAGAAGUUAACAAAGUUGAAGGUUUAACUGUUAGAUUCUUUUUUUUAUUUCAAUUAAUAAAAAUAGCAUCAAUGAAGUAAGAUUUGAAACUGUAUUUUAUUCACAUAAUUACUAAUGACAAACUUUUAAAUGCAGCUGAUAUUUUUAACCUGAAAAUUUUGAUGUGUUACUUUCAGGUUGUAUAUAUUUAUGUUCAUCAGGUUUCUAAAUUAUCAUUUCAGUGUGAUAUGUUUGUAAUAGUUGUUUUCAUCAGUCACCAUGACAGGGUAGUUUUUAAAGUUUCCACAAGUCCUCAUGACAGAGUAGAUGGUUCACGUCAUUAUCAUUAUAUUUUUACCAACUUUUGUAUCUUAUAGACUUGUUUUAAGUUACAAGCUGCAUACCUUUAAAUGAUUGGCAUCUAAUUUUGUUAAUAUUUUUACAAUAUGUAAUGAAUUAAGAUUUGUACUGGAUUGGUCCAUUUUUUUAAAACAAUUUCAUGUUAACUGUUUGUAUCUUUUAACGUUUGCUCAACAAUAAACUAAUGUUAAAAUUU